This is a messenger RNA of Diprion similis, 492 nucleotides long. Its product is annotated as immediate early response 3-interacting protein 1. The transcript has 3 exons. Bases 24 to 320 code for a protein of 98 amino acids. The record is from RefSeq and is a predicted model, not a curated record. Gene Ontology annotation, cellular component: endoplasmic reticulum membrane; Golgi membrane; COPII-coated ER to Golgi transport vesicle. Gene Ontology annotation, biological process: endoplasmic reticulum to Golgi vesicle-mediated transport. Lineage: Eukaryota; Metazoa; Arthropoda; Insecta; Hymenoptera; Diprionidae.
UGGCAGCACAAGACGGGAAAAAUAUGCGUAUAGCGAUUGAAUUCGCAUGUCAAAUCAAACGUUACAUCAACAUGGCGUUCACGUUAUGGACCUUAUUCGAAGCAACGCUGCUGUGUUUAAACGCGGUAUGCGUUUUACACGAGGAGCGGUUUCUAGUAAAAAUGGGAUGGAGCGCGCAACAAAAUAUUCAGGGAUUCGGCGAGCCGCCAACAAUUAGAUCCCAAUUGCUGAAUCUCGUUCGUUCCAUCAGAACUGUAGCAAGGUUUCCACUGAUAUUUUUGAAUAUUUUAACAAUCGUCGUCAAACUUGUCCUGGGAUGAAAUUUAUGCAUCGCGAACGAACAUAACAUAAUCGAACGAAUUUGAGAUUUCAUCGGACAUGCGAUGAAUGUCGGUUAACGCCGUGCAUAUUUGAGGCUCACAUUAAAGGACAUGAUUUACACGUGCCGUAAGAUCACUGUAAUUUUAUAAAUAAAAUGUAAUAUUUGUAUUU